Misgurnus anguillicaudatus (oriental weatherfish) is the source of this 1970-nucleotide messenger RNA. The record is from RefSeq and is a predicted model, not a curated record. NCBI's taxonomy places the organism in Eukaryota, Metazoa, Chordata, Actinopteri, Cypriniformes, Cobitidae.
GCGCUGUACAGACCGAUCGGCGUAUGACGUAAAAGUAUCGCGUGAGCUAUGCUAAGCUAGGCAGUCGAAUCUCUCUCGCGGUAUUUUGAUGUCAUAAACCAUUGCUCUGCGCUGCACGAAGUCCUAACAAAUACUACUAUGGCGAAUACAUGAAUAUUCAUAAGCAAAGACUUCGCCAUAGUUGAAAUAAUAAUGUUGCGGUGCCGUCGGCUCAUGAUAUCAACAACAACAACCAGUCGAGCAGCCAAUCAGGGAGAGGCACUGGCUCCCUGUGCAAAGAGGACAUACAGUAGGCUACUGUAGCUUAUGCAAACAUGCCCGAAGUUCCCAGUAGAGACCCCGAGUACUCAGAUAAUACUCCAAAGAAAAGAAAGCGAGAGGACAUCGACUAUUUUCCUUCUCAAAAGAAAUUCCGCUGGGGUAUCUUGACUAGUCAAGGUUCAUGGGCAGAUCGAUCUCCGCUGCAUGAAGCUGCGUGUCAGGGUCGACUGUUGGCACUUAAGACACUUCUUUCACAGGGUUACAAUCCAAAUAUCAUCACUAUUGAUCAUGUGACUCCACUGCAUGAAGCCUGUCUCGGAGAUCAUGUAGCGUGUGCCAGGGCUCUCAUAGAGGCAGGUGCCAAUGUGAAUGCCACCACCAUCGAUGGUGUGACCCCGCUGUUCAACGCCUGCUCGGCAGGAAGUGUCACUUGCACAGAAGUGCUGUUGGAACACGAAGCAAAACCACAGUCAGAAGUGUGCCAACCUUCACCCAUUCAUGAGGCCUCUAACAAAGGCAGGGCAGCAUGCUUGGAGUCUCUUAUCGCAUGGGGAGCGGAUGUAGAUUAUGACAUUCCCCAUCUAGGAACACCGCUCUACAUUGCCUGCAUUUCCCAGGAACUCCAAUGUACACAGAAACUUCUGGAUGGAGGUGCCAAUGUUCAGAAAGGCCGUUUUUUGGACACGCCGCUUCAUGCAGCAGCACAGAAGGACUGUCCAGAAAUCAUCAAAGUGCUACUAGAGUUUGGCGCUAACAUCAACGCUCGUAACGUAGAGCUACAGAGGCCAGUGGAGACGGCGCCACCUGGCAGCAUGGCAGAGGGCAUGCUUCUGCUUUAUGAAGCCACACCGAGGUCUUUGUGUCAGCUUUGUAGGCUGAGUAUCCGGAAUUACAUGGGCCGAUCCCGACUGCAUCUGAUCCCUCACCUCAAACUGCCUAAUCUUCUCAAAAGUUUCCUUCAGUAUAGAUAGACAUAAUACAUACCCUCCACAAAACUCUCUCGCUUUUCUUAUAUAAGUGCAUUCAUAUAUCAAUGGUCACCAAACCAUGUUUGUGACCACGCACAGAAAACACAACUUGCCUUUUAUUUAACUUCUUUUAACAUGUUUUUGUUCUUAAAAUACUGAUAUAUUUUUGUGCAAGUUAUAUUUUGCUAAAUAAUAUCUGGAGACAAUUACUGUAAGUUAUUUGUAACCUAUGCAUUAACACUAACUGCAUGUAUAUUAUGAUACCAAUGUAUUACAUGGAAUCGAUGUUGUUAUGCCUUGAUGUGGAAUGUAAGCAGUAAUUGGUAACACUUUACAAUAAGAUUCAUUAGUUUACAUUAGUUAACAUGAACUAAUAAUGAACUGCACUUAUACAGCAUUUAUUAAUGUUAAUUUCAACAAUUACUAAUACUUUAGUAAAAUCUUGUUAAUCGUAGUUAAUGCACUGUGAACUAACAUGAACAAACAAUUAAACGCUUUAUUUCUAUUAACUAACAUUAACAAAGAUUAAUAAAUACUGUAACAAAUGUAUUGCUCAUGAUUUGUUCAUUAUUGUAAAGUGUUACCCAAUAAAUUUAAUCUUUAAAAAUUAUUAACAGCAGUAUGCAAAAACUAAAGAUGCUUUUAUGGUUUUUACAGUAAUCUGUUGAACCAUUUACAUCAUAACACUAUGAUCAAAGGGAAGUUCACAUCCAAGGUUGUCCAAUACUUUUCAAUUUUUUU